AUGUGCCACGAAAGAGUUUUCAAAAUGUUUACUCUCUUACGAAAUCGACAAGCCACAGCUGUAUUCACUUCAUUUAGAGCUUCACUAAUUAGUCGUAUAUCCCUCCCGUCCCAACUUCUUCGAGCUAAAAUGUCCACCACAACUCCAGCUAGACCAAUUGUUAUUUCCGGUCCAUCAGGUACGGGUAAAUCAACUUUACUAAAGAGACUUUUUGUUGAGUAUCCAAAUAAAUUUGGAUUUUCAGUUUCAAACACUACUAGAAAACCAAGAGAAGGUGAAGUCAAUGGUAAGGAUUAUCAUUUUUGUACUGUUGAAGAGUUCAAAAAGUUAAUCGACGAAGCAAAGUUUAUUGAAUGGGCACAAUUUUCUGGUAACUACUAUGGAACCACUAUCAAGGCUGUUAAAGAUGUUGCUGACCUGGGAAAGAUCUGCUUGUUGGAUAUUGAUAUGCAAGGUGUUAAGUCUGUUAAACAAACUGACUUGAAUGCAAGAUACCUUUUCAUCAGCCCUCCUUCCAUUGAAGAGUUGAGAAGCCGAUUAGAAGGAAGAGGUACCGAGAGUAAAGAGAGCUUGGAAAAAAGAAUUGCUGCCGCUGAAGGUGAACUUGCGUAUGCAAACACUGGGGCUCAUGAUUUAAUAAUAGUGAAUGAUGACUUGGAUAAAGCUUAUACUGAGUUCAAGAAGUUCAUUUUGGAGGAAUAG
Lodderomyces orthopsilosis Co 90-125 is the source of this 702-nucleotide messenger RNA. RefSeq names its product guanylate kinase (gene GUK1). Gene Ontology annotation, cellular component: cytosol. Bases 1 to 702 code for a protein of 233 amino acids. The transcript has a single exon. Lineage: Eukaryota; Fungi; Ascomycota; Pichiomycetes; Serinales; Debaryomycetaceae. Gene Ontology annotation, molecular function: GMP kinase activity. The record is from RefSeq and is a predicted model, not a curated record. Gene Ontology annotation, biological process: purine nucleotide metabolic process.